CGCCACGGCGCGGUGGGUUUGGUGCGCUCAAUGCGCAGUCAUUCAACAAGCUACACAUGUUUUGCGCCUCUCAGAGGACAGCGUCAAACUAAACCGUGACCGUGCUGAAACAAAACAAAAAAUUAAAAAGGGAUAUAAUGGCUUCUAUUCCACUGGUGCUGCUACUUUUAAUGUCUUUUUUGGCGCUUUACUGGGCAGUUUAUACCGGACCGUUAAAACCGGAAAUGUCCAACGGGACUUUUCAUCAUUUCUUCGUACCGGACGGCGAUUAUGAGGAUAAUGAUGACCCCGAGAAAUGUCAAAUGCUUUUUAAAUUCGCAGACCGGCGUGCGUGUGGUGUCCAUCAAGAUGAAGACAGCGAUUCAAUGGUACGUGACGACUUUAUCAUCGUGAAGCAUCAAAUUGAAGACGCCGCAAGGUUGUUGGAAAGCAUCGGUAUGAGUAUUUCACACGACCUGGACGGAGAAGAUAGCUAUGAGAAGUUUCUCACUGGGGAGAUCACACAGAUCUCUGAGGCUUUUACAAGCGUGGAGAAAUCUCUCCUGGAGUUGGAGGUGAAAUUCAAACAGAGUCAAGACAGCGAUCUGAGAGGGGAGAGCCAGCUCAAUGACUAUGUUCUGAAGCCUAUCUAUGAAGUUAAGGACUCACUGAGGGAGACAACGGACAUUUCAUUGGGACUCAGAGAUAAACAUGAACUGUUGUCUCUCAUUGUUCGCAGUCAAGGAUCAAGAUUGAGUCGCCUCAAAACAGAUUAUCUCAAUGUAUAGUAUAAAUGUUAAAAACAAUUAUUAUUGUUAUUAUCUAUGUAAAGGAAUAUAUGUUACUCAGAGUGUGUGUGUGUGUGUGUGUGUGUGUGUGUGUGUGUGUGUGUGUGUGUGUGUGUGUGUGUGUGUGUGUGUGUGUGUGUGUGUGUGUGUGUGUGUGUGUGUGUGUGUGUCAUAAGACUAUUCAUUGAGGUUGAAAGGAUUAUAUGAUUAAAUUACUCUGUUCCUAGUCUCUUAUCUCGCUCUAUUUCUCUCUCUCUGUCUCUCCCUCUCUCUCUCUCUCUCUAUUUACUUUCCUAAUUGUCUGUGACCCAUGUCUUUCUUCCUGACUUGUAAGGGUGUUAUUUGGAAAUACUUCUAAGGAAAACAUCACUACAUUCCUCAGUAAGAGAGGACAGAUGGGGGAAAAGAGAGGAGAGCACAGGGGAGAGAUGAAAAGUGAUCCUUAGCUAAAUUAUGCCUGUGUUAUGCUGUGCUAAAUGAUCCUAAAUUAUGUCUGGGCUAUGCGGUGCUUAGUUAUCCUAAAUUAUGUAUUGCUUGGCUGUCUGUGCUCCCCUGUCCGCCUCUGUCUAACUUAGCUAUUCAGCCUUACUGUAUAAUGAGGUUUUAUACCAUUUAUGUUAUCCUGGAGUCUUACCAUUGAUUCUACUUCAAUCAUGAAACAGACAAUAUCAGUUUGAAUCCCAGGUUUUUUUUUUUAUGUUACUGCUCAUUUAUUAAUAAAAACCUAACCAUUAAUCUCA
Salmo salar (Atlantic salmon) is the source of this 1507-nucleotide messenger RNA. Lineage: Eukaryota; Metazoa; Chordata; Actinopteri; Salmoniformes; Salmonidae. The record is from RefSeq and is a predicted model, not a curated record.